GUUUGGUAAAAGAUCUUUCACAUCAAAACUAAAUCUACUUCUCGUAGUAGCUCCAACAAAAACAAAAUCUGUCUUUGCAUAUUAACAAAAAAAACCAAAAACCAAAAACUAAAAACAGAAACCACGCUUUUGGCAAGAGACCCAGACCCAGACCCAGACCCAGUUUGUGGUUUUGGGUCGGAUUUUUCCGGUGAAGAAAAUAAUGGCGGUCGCUAGUGAGAAAACAGGUGCUGAAGGCAAAGUUUGGAGUCUCUGUAAAAUGCCAUUUUGGCAAACCAGCAUUGCUUCUUCCUCUUCUUCUUCUUCUUCUUUUGCUUCUUCUGCCACUGUUUCUGGUCAGCAUCAGAGUCAUCAAGCUGUGGAAAGGUCUAGUUUGCAUUCUUCGAUUGCGGUUUCUUCUAUGGCUAAGUCUUUUCUUCCAACUAGGAGGAGGCUCCGUCUUGAUCCUUCAAACAAGCUCUUCUUUCCUUAUGAACCUGGUAAACAGGUUAGGAGCGCGAUUGGGAUUAAAAAUACCUGCAAGUCUCAUGUAGCUUUCAAGUUCCAAACAACUGCACCAAAGAGUUGUUAUAUGCGUCCUCCAGGUGGUAUACUCGCUCCUGGUGAAAGUAUAGUUGCUACUGUUUUUAAGUUUGUCGAGCCUCCAGAAAACAAUGAAAAACCUAUAGAUCACAAGAGCAAAGUUAAGUUCAAAAUCAUGAGCUUAAAGGUGAAAGGUGAAAUGGACUAUGUGCCAGAACUGUUUGACGAGCAAAGGGAUCAAGUAGCAGUUGAGCAAAUUUUGCGGGUUAUUUUCGUCGACCCUCAACGUCCCAGUCCUGCAUUGGAAAAACUUAAGCGACAGUUGGCUGAUGCUGAUGCUGCACUUGAGGCAAGCAAGAAGCCUCCAGAGGAGACAGGUCCACGAAUUGUUGGCGAAGGACUUGUUAUAGAUGAAUGGAAAGAACGGAGGGAAAGAUACCUGGCACGGCAGCAGGUUGAAGGGGUUGAUUCGGUGUAAAGUGCUGUUUCCGAAUGUUUUGAGCAAUUAAUGAAAGGUCUAUAUCGUGAUCUUGAAUUCCUCCUCAAUCAAUCUCCAAGAGGACCUAGAGACAAGCAUGAGGGCCUGUCUAUGCCAUUAGAUGUGAGAAAAAUUGUAUUUGAUUUAAAGAACUUGAUUAAGGGCUCAUCCCUAUUACUUGUAGAUAGCCUGCUUUUAAUUAGAAAUGAAAUUGUCAAUUUUCGAAUGGAUAUAUUGCCCUUGAUUUCGAGCAAAAAUAGCAACAUCUUUUCAGCUA
Quercus robur (English oak) is the source of this 1277-nucleotide messenger RNA. Its product is annotated as vesicle-associated protein 4-2-like. NCBI's taxonomy places the organism in Eukaryota, Viridiplantae, Streptophyta, Magnoliopsida, Fagales, Fagaceae. Gene Ontology annotation, biological process: endoplasmic reticulum membrane organization. The record is from RefSeq and is a predicted model, not a curated record. The transcript is spliced from 7 exons. Bases 203 to 1000 code for a protein of 265 amino acids. Gene Ontology annotation, cellular component: endoplasmic reticulum membrane; plasma membrane.